AUUUCUUUUCAUUAAUCAGCAUAUAUUUGUCAUAAUUGCACUCUUAAACAAUCGAGAAUUUUAUUAUCAUUAAAAUUUGUUUCUAAUCAUCAAAUUGUGGUGGACAAUUAAUUAUUGAUUUAUAUUUCUUCGUCCCUUUGUCUAUAUGUAAUGUUAUGGAUGAGUUAAAUCAAAUCCUUAUCGAUUAUCCAGCGCCAUUUUUCUUUACAGAAGGCGAAGUCACCUUUCUUGUUAUCAUUUUUGUCACUGUGAUUGUUUUAGCUGUCCUCGGGAAUACAGUAGUCUGCAUCUUAUUACGUUUUCGUUAUUGCAGUACCUUCAAAUGUCUACGAACACUGUUAGGACGUAGUAAAUAUUCCACGUUCAUCAGAUCCUUCAACAGUAAUCAUAAUAAUAAUAACAAUAAUAAUCUGAAUAUUGUUCAUAAUGAUAAUCCUAAUAAUAUUGAUCCAUGGGUUGAUGAAUGUCCAAGUAGUCAGCAUGAAUGUAGCUGUGGUAAAACCUGCAUAGUACAGAAUACACCUCGAUAUGUGGUCUUCAAGUCAACACAGAAAUCCCAGCAGCAGCAGCAGCAACAACACCAACAACAUCAUCCGCCUGGCACUCGAAAUUAUGCUGGUUCUCUUACAGUGACAACUCAUUUCCCUGCAUUCCCUACAGCGGAUAAACGUGGAAGUCUGUUAACCAACUAUGGCAAAUUACAAGCGAAUUAUACCACGUCUUCUUCCUCGUCCAAGGGUGGAAUGCGUAGCACCAGUAUAACAAGUCUGUUCUUAUUCAACCUGAGUCUCGCAGAUAUCCUAAUGGCAGUGUUGUGUAUCCCAGUGUAUGUUUUCACAGAGAUUAUCUACCUAUCUUGGCCACUUGGUGAACCCUUAUGUAAAAUUGUCCCUUAUGCACAAGGUGUCAGUGUAUUUGUCAGUGCAUUGACGCAUGUAUUAAUCUCAUGGGAUCGAUUUAUUCUUGUCUUCUUCCCCCUACGUCCUAGAAUGACACAUCGUAAAGCUGUUUGCCUACUAGUUGGUGUCUGGAUUUUAGCACUAAUCAUCCCAUUACCUGUACCAAUUGUUAAUCAUAUAAUGGAAAGAGAGAAUAAGACAUUUUGUCAAGAAGAUUGGAGUCUUCUACUGGCUACAAUACAACAGACCACGGGGAAUAAUUUUACAGAUUAUGAACCAAAUAAAAAUGAAAUAUCUAUCAAGUUAUUUGAACAAAUAGUCACUAUAAAAGUAGAUGUCGUCUACACAAUACUCCUUAUGAUUCUACAGUAUUUUUUACCGUUAGGCGUUAUAUGCGGAACAUACACGGCUAUAGCACUUCGUGUGAAUCGUUUAAAAACUCCAGGGGAACGUGAUAGUGCUAGAGAUCAAAAGUUGACUAGAGCUAAACGGAAGGACCUGUGA
Messenger RNA from Trichobilharzia szidati, 1403 nucleotides. Lineage: Eukaryota; Metazoa; Platyhelminthes; Trematoda; Strigeidida; Schistosomatidae. The record is from the annotation of a GenBank genome assembly.